AAGAUGUGUGAUGUGUCGUUAGGUCGAGCAAUCGGUCGAGUCGGGUCGGGUCGUGUACCUUUUGCACCGAAUGUUUUGCCAGUCAGGCUCUAAAAGGCCUUUCGAACAGCUGAGAUUGCCGCAUGGCGCAUUAUCAUUUAUUUAUUAUAUUACACAUUCGCUUCUCACUGUGAUUUUUUACCUUUAAUUCUGUUUUGUAUCCUUCUUUAAAAAUUUACUAAAAAUAUUCUAUCUUAUAAAAAAAAAAACUUUGAAGAAUAAUUAUAAAAAUUUUAUUACACAAAAAGAUACAAUAUCUAUCGGACGUAGAAGGAUUAAACUCGCACGAAAUUUAUAUAAAACGCGCAUUGUGUGGAUUUUUGUUUAAAUAUUUCUUUUGUUUUUUUGAAAAUUAAUUAAAUUUUUUAAAUAAAAAAUAAAUCCUCGAUCGUGGAAAAAUAAAGUUAUCAAGUGCAGUGACGAGAUAAAAAAAUCAUGAAGUUUCGGUGAUCACAAAAUAAUAGAGAAUCUAUAUACAAAAAGCGAUUAAAAAAAAAAAAUAAAAAGAUAAAGUGAUCCUUGUGAAGUGAUCGUGCAAAAAAAAAAAAAACUUUUUUUGGAAUUUUUCUCAAAAAAAUUUGAAGAAAAAAAUAAUUUUGUCCAAACUCCUUACAAAGGAGUCCUACUAUAAUUUUUUCAUCUCCCUUCUGUGACAAAACCGCCAAAAUUAUUACCCACAAUUCGCUCAGUGUGUACGGGGGUGGCGUUAUGUGCGCCUCUCCGUCCACAGCAACGGGCUUCUUCAAUCCCAGGCCUCAGCCUUCGGGCGAGUUGAGCGCCCUCGAAUUGGGAUUCCCGCGCAGUAUGGCCCUAGUGGCGCCACCACCGCCGCCCAGUGCCUGGCAUGAUCCUAAUCUAAGUGGACAUUUGCACGGUACGGUGCCGAGCGUCGGUACCGGCGGCUCAACGCCAUCCGGUUCAUCGAUCAAAGAGGAUAUGUCAAAUAUGUCAGGUGGCGGUGGCAAUGGCGGCCAUCAUGGUGGAAAUAAUACCAAUAACGGUAACAAUAAUAAUAACGGUAACAAUAGUGGCAAUACAAAUAAUAAUAACGGCGGCUCAUCGGCGAAUAACGGCGGCCUGGGGCCGAUCAUCAAGGACUACAAAGACUUCAAAGACUGCCUGCCGUCAAGUGUAACGCCCAAUUCACAAGCAAACAGUAGUUCGCAGAGCAGCAAUGGCGGCGGAUCACAAAUUGAUAGUAAAAAUCAAAAUAUCGAAUGUGUGGUUUGUGGUGAUAAGAGUUCGGGCAAGCAUUAUGGACAGUUUACAUGUGAAGGCUGUAAAUCAUUUUUCAAACGUUCAGUCCGCCGAAAUCUAACAUAUUCAUGUCGGGGGAGCAGAAAUUGUCCAAUUGAUCAACAUCAUCGGAAUCAAUGUCAAUAUUGUCGAUUACGAAAGUGCCUCAAGAUGGGUAUGCGGCGAGAAGCUGUUCAACGUGGUCGCGUUCCGCCCACCCAACCCGGACUAGCUGGCAUGCAUGGUCAAUAUCAACUAGCCAAUGGCGAUCACAUGGGCGUGGCCGGUUUCAAUGGUCAUUCAUAUCUAAGUUCCUACAUUUCACUCCUGCUACGUGCCGAACCAUAUCCAACAUCACGCUAUGGCCAAUGUAUGCAACCCAACAAUAUUAUGGGCAUUGAUAAUAUUUGCGAAUUAGCUGCCCGUUUAUUAUUUUCCGCUGUCGAAUGGGCGAAAAAUAUACCAUUCUUCCCCGAUCUACAAGUGACCGAUCAAGUGGCGUUACUAAGAUUAGUGUGGUCUGAGCUGUUCGUCCUGAAUGCAUCACAGUGUUCAAUGCCAUUGCAUGUGGCACCACUGUUAGCUGCUGCUGGUUUACAUGCAUCGCCAAUGGCUGCCGAUCGUGUUGUCGCCUUCAUGGAUCACAUACGUAUCUUCCAGGAGCAAGUUGAAAAAUUGAAGGCGCUGCAUGUUGAUUCAGCAGAGUAUUCGUGUUUGAAGGCGAUUGUUUUGUUCACCACAGAUGCAUGUGGUUUAUCCGAUGUAACGCAUAUAGAAACGCUACAAGAAAAAUCACAAUGUGCUCUGGAAGAAUAUUGCCGAACACAAUAUCCAAAUCAGCCAACGAGAUUUGGUAAACUCCUGCUGAGACUACCUUCACUGAGAACCGUUUCAUCACAAGUCAUUGAACAAUUGUUUUUUGUACGUCUAGUCGGUAAAACCCCCAUUGAAACCCUCAUUCGUGAUAUGCUACUAUCUGGCAAUAGUUUCUCUUGGCCCUAUUUACCUUCGAUGUGACAUACAAUGUGGCGACAAUUGA
Messenger RNA from Episyrphus balteatus (marmalade hoverfly), 2314 nucleotides. RefSeq names its product steroid receptor seven-up, isoforms B/C (gene svp). Gene Ontology annotation, molecular function: nuclear receptor activity; zinc ion binding; RNA polymerase II cis-regulatory region sequence-specific DNA binding. The record is from RefSeq and is a predicted model, not a curated record. The coding region runs from base 748 to 2292 and encodes 514 amino acids. Gene Ontology annotation, biological process: cell differentiation; anatomical structure development; regulation of transcription by RNA polymerase II. The transcript has 5 exons. Lineage: Eukaryota; Metazoa; Arthropoda; Insecta; Diptera; Syrphidae.